AUGAAGAUGACGAGGAUGGGCAAGAUACAAAUAUUGAUUGGAAGGCGUGAUCCGGUGCGAUACAAGACCAUGUAUCAAAUACCCGGAACUCAUCCAUGGCAAUUCCUUUCCGAUUAG
This is a messenger RNA of Sclerotinia sclerotiorum 1980 UF-70, 117 nucleotides long. RefSeq lists its product with no specific name. The transcript is spliced from 2 exons. The coding region runs from base 1 to 117 and encodes 38 amino acids. The record is from RefSeq and is a predicted model, not a curated record. Lineage: Eukaryota; Fungi; Ascomycota; Leotiomycetes; Helotiales; Sclerotiniaceae.